Aspergillus saccharolyticus JOP 1030-1 is the source of this 2799-nucleotide messenger RNA. RefSeq names its product leucine rich repeat domain protein. Gene Ontology annotation, molecular function: protein binding. Bases 1 to 2799 code for a protein of 932 amino acids. The transcript is spliced from 2 exons. NCBI's taxonomy places the organism in Eukaryota, Fungi, Ascomycota, Eurotiomycetes, Eurotiales, Aspergillaceae. The record is from RefSeq and is a predicted model, not a curated record.
AUGGACACAGUGCCACCAUCCUAUCAGUCUGCCACAGCCCGUGAUGCAUGGUCCAUAAUAGCGCAGUACAUCCCAUCAAGCGACUUGUGCGCUGUUGCUUUGGUUUGUCGAAGGUGGCAUGAAUUGUUUAUGCCAUUCCUCUGGGGUGACCCGGCUUCGCACUUUGGAACUGAAAAUGAUGCAGUCUACGUGGCUCUGACAAGGUUCAGACGGACUCUCAAAUAUGCCCGGCUGGAGGUGCGCAUGCUCACUCACACGCUGCAUCUACCCCCAGCCCUGUCAGAAAUAUAUGGUGGUCCACGACCGGAGUGGCUGAGGGAAAUUCUAGACUCUCUGCCAUGCCUCCAGUCUCUGAUUGUCUCCAAGCUACCCUUCUUCGAUCAUAAUGCUAUGAUGGCCUUGAAAGGCACUAGUAGAGGUCUUGAAGCUGAAGCAACACCAGCACGCGUGUAUAAUAUCCGCCUCCUACUAGCGGACAAUGAAUACAACACGACCUCGCAGGGUAUUGCUGAGACGCUGUUAGUUCUCCCCGAACUAACUUACCUCGAUUUGUCUUAUACCACCCCUGCCCGAGAUCGCUUAGUCCUGUCAGUAUUAUCGCAGUUAGAACACCUUCAAGUACUUAAGCUACGAGGAAUUGGGCUGAGAGAUCACGAUGCGGAGUUUCUUGCUAAUGCUAUUGGCUACCGUGUUCGCUUCCUUGACUUGCGCAAUAAUAUGCUUACUGACAUGGCUGUGCGGUCUCUGCUACAAGCCUGUUUCCGACCUGCAAGCAAUCUCACCAACGAAAUUGGCCCGGCAAGGUCAGGGACAUGGGGCAGCUUAACUCAUGCGUCGCAUCCAAUGUCACAUUCGUCAGUUCAAAGGUUUCUAAGCAGCCCUUUUCUGGAUGAAAAAUACAUGGCAGCGUUGACCCAGCCACUGACGGGAUGUUCCUGGGUAGAGGACUUGUCGCAAGAAGGAAUAACUCAUCUGUACAUUGCGUAUAAUCCCAUCUCGGUGGAAGGAGCCGCAAGCCUGCUUGCUUCAUCGUGUCUGCACGCCCUUGACGUUGGAACGGUCAAUACGGCCGAGUCUAUGAACGGACGACGACAACGUCCGUGGGCCUUUCCACAUGAGGAUCCUCAAGAGCUUCCAGGGGCCGAGAAAUUAGUCCCUAUCCUGGGUUCCAUUACGAAUAAAACCCUCACUUACCUUAGAGCCCACCAUGCUCUGUGCACAGCCGAAGCAAUGACAAAGGAAGCCACAUCACCAGGCGCACUCUUGCCGGAGCUACCAGCAGAAAGCGAUUACGGUGAGCAGCAUAGAUCAGAGUUGGAUUGUACCCAGGAGAUACAUGAGCUGCCUUCGGGAUCAACUCCCAUCUAUGAACUCUCCGGCACUCCAGUGUCUCGAUCAUCGAGCCCGCCUCCGCAUGCUGCUGAGCGUAACUCGGGCCCAAUCGUCUAUGAAGACGAAACAUUACCUGAACAGCGGCGUGGCUCAGUAUUUGCUCCUGAAGUAGUAGAGGGAUCUUUUCGAGAUGGAGUGGGUCAUGAGGAAGUCGCUCCAUUGUCUCGACUUCCUCAUGACUUGUCGAUUUCAAGUAUUUCCACCCUCGCAGAUAGCGUUGUCAACACAUUAGGCAGCCAAACACUGUGUUCCUCGCCAGUGGCAAAAUACGACCCCCGUACUCAAAAAGUCCAGGAACUGCUUUCAAAGCGUCCUAAGGGUCUCCCUCGCCGGAAUAGCAGGGAAUGCCAUUUUUACCCACACCUGCAUCCUUCCCACAUUUCUCAUUUAGAACAACUUGUUUUAACUGAUGUACCAUCUCAUGUACCUGCAGAUUCGCCAAUUCUAGCGUCUUUGCUCGGUUUUAUCACAGCUUGCUCGAACGAAUCCUUACUAGCCACACUCCAGGCAGGAUCAGACUACUCACUUCCGCCUGGCCAGGCUCGACUGCAAGCCGAGCAAGAACGUGCCCGGUCCUUAUUUGCCUUGCGCCAGCUUGUGCUUGAAAUUACGCCAACGUCCCCGAGGCAAGGCCAACUCAGACGAACGCCUUGGAGACCUGCCGGUAGCUUGAAAUCAAGCACUGGAGAUCGGGACCUGGAAAACCUUUGGUCGGCAGCCGCUGAUGACUUUAGCUUCUUCGGCGAGGAAGAGUGUGGUGUGCCGGAUGGUUAUUCGGGCAAAUACUUUCCCAUGGCUGUAUUGAAUGAGAAGGUCUCUUUAAGACCAGAAGAGGAAGAUGUUAACAAGCUCUCGGCGCAUCCAGAUACAAGUGCUGUUCAAUUCCCCAAUUCUGUCCUUACCAGUCAACACCUCUCUCUGCAAGCCUGGUCGAGGGCUAUUUCGGUAGGCUCUGCAUCUGCCACCAGGGAGAGUCGCUCUCAAGGCCAGUCGGAUAUCACUACCACCAGACAAGACCCCGUCCCCAAAGUUUCUCAGGCGGAAGUCCCACUCAUUGAUCUUGUCGCCGAGUUGGCCGCCUUUCGACGCGCUAAAAAGAUGGAGUAUGAAGAAGGGGUAUGGCGCGAUCGAAAGCGACGGGAUACUGUAGGGACUACGAACUCCUCUCACCUGAGCCACCUCUCUCCUAGUCCCAGCACUGCAAUCUCCUCGUUCCGAUCUCCGUCUCCUUCCCCGAGCUUCAUCUCUUCGACGGGACAAUUGUCGUCCUUCCAAUCCAUUUCCCACUUCGUGGAAGGUCACUGGAAAGGGGAGGUUAAGAUAAUACGCAACCCAGCCCCCAAGGGACGCAGUGGGGUUGUAGAUAUGUAUGGGAACUAUUUCGAGAAGGGCUACUUAUACCCGUAA